AAUAACUUUAACUACAUCUAAGUAAUUUUAUUGUGAUAUAUAUUAAGAUUUGACGGAAACGAUUAAAAUCGAACUCGAACUCGAACUCAAAGUUUAAUUUUUAUUUUUAGCACAUAUUCUUAUUUAUCUAAUUAACUACGUACGUUUAUAUUUUGAUAACUAAUUUUAGUUUGGAUCAAAUCAGAAACUGAUAAGGAACAAGAUUCAAAGCCAAAGCUAAAAUUCUAAGAUCCAUCUAAAGCAGCAGGCAGAUACAACAGCUAAAAAGUUCUCUCACUCACCCAAAAAAAGCAGCCAGACAGCACAAAAUCCUCCCCUACGAAGAAAGAAAAGCAUCUCAAGUCUACUUCUUGAAUGGAGCAUGGCUAUACUCCAUGCAGUACAAUUCAUAACCUUCACCUCUCCUCACCACAAACAUGGAGAAUGCCUUGGCUACGUUUUCUGCUUCAACUGCCACCGCAAUUUUUCUUCUUGCGGCCUCAACUCUCUAUAUUCAAGGAGUGGAAGGAAGUAUGGGAGUAAACUAUGGCACGCUGGCUAACAACCUGCCUCCACCAGCACAGGUAGCCCAUUUUCUUUUAGAAUCCACCAUUAUCAACCGCGUUAGGCUCUUUGAUGCCAGCACCGAAAUUCUACGAGCCUUUGCUCACACAGGCAUUGCAGUCACAGUCACAGUGACAAAUGAUCAAAUCCCUCACCUUACCAACAUAGGUUUUGCACAAGAAUGGCUGAAAUCCAAUGUCCAACCUCAUGUGCGGACCACCAACAUUGUCCGAAUCUUGGUAGGCAAUGAAGUAAUAUCAACAGCAAACAAAUUGUUAAUAGCAAGCUUGGUUCCUGCUAUGCAAACUCUUCAUGCAGCUUUAGUUGGUGCGUCAUUAGACCGUAGAAUCAAAAUCUCUACCCCUCACUCUUUAGGCAUUCUCUCAAGUUCAAGCCCACCAUCCGGUGGCAAAUUUCGACAAGGAUAUGAUACACAUGUUCUUAAACCGUUGCUUAGCUUCCUUAGAGCUACCAAUUCACCAUUCAUGAUUAACCCUUAUCCAUUCUUUGGAUCCUCUCCUGAAACUCUUGAUUAUGCACUGUUUAGGACUAGUUCAGGCGUGUUUGAUGAAAACACCAAACUUUCUUACACAAACAUGCUAGAUGCGCAACUUGAUGCUGUCUUUUCAGCAAUGAAACUUCUUGGUUUUAGUGAUAUUGAGAUUGUCAUAUCCGAAACCGGGUGGCCAUCACUAGGAGAUUCAUCACAAGUUGGUGUUGAUGCAGAAAGUGCAGCUCAAUACAAUAGGAAUCUGAUGCAGCAUGUAACAUCUGGAGCUGGCACCCCCCUCAUGCCCAACCGGACAUUUGAAACUUACAUUUUCGCACUUUUUAAUGAAGAUCUCAAGCCAGGGCCUACCUGCGAGAGGAAUUUCGGAUUGUUCCUGCCGGACAUGACCCCAGUGUACGAUAUUGGAAUCCUAAGGUCAACAGUAGCUGCUGCUAGCAAAUUCCACCAUGCUACAUAUAUCUCAGUCCUUACAAUCGGGCUUCUAAUAAUUUCUAACCAUGGUGACAACAUGCUUUGUUAAUUAUUAGUUAGUGUCAAUUAACUCUCUGAUCACCGUUUACGUAAAAUUUUGAUCGAAAUUCGGUUUUGGAAUUCUUUCUUGACAGGCUAAAUCAUCCAUUCCUACGAACCCUGCCCUUGUACCAAGUGACUGCACCGGUGAGUCCAGGGUCAUGAUCGAGGAGGGCCUAAAGGAAAAACGCGGUGCCUUCCUAAAACAGGAGCAGAUGUGGAGGCUCUACAGAGAAACAUUGAUUAUGUGUGUGGCCUGGAAAUGCAGUACUGCACACCUAUUCAAGAAGGUGGUGAAUGCUUCCUGCCCAUAUGGUGAGAGUACACGCAGCAUUCGCCAUGAAUGCAUGCUAUCAGGGCACGGGAAAGAAUGACUUCGAUUGCGAUUUCGAAACUGGCCGGGGCGAUUUCCACUGUGGAUCCCAGCUGCGAGUAUAUAUUGAAGACAUCGGUGCAUGCAAUGGAUUAUUUGCAAUGAAGAAGAGGAUUGGCUCAGAAAAUUAACUUCUGUUUGUUUACCAAGAAUGGAAUAUAGAACAAGAACUAGGAGGAAAUAUAUGCUUAGGCAUUAUGUCUACUGGUUUAGUAACUAUCAUUAUGUUUAUAGAAUACGUAUAUAUACGACAACAGGUCUACAAAUAUUGUACUGCUAGCUAUUUGCUCAGAUAUUUGUAAAAGUGAAUGCUAUUACUUUGGUAUAAUCAUAUGAACAUGGAUUAGCAGUUAGGAACACCUUAA
This is a messenger RNA of Populus nigra (black poplar), 2302 nucleotides long. RefSeq names its product glucan endo-1,3-beta-glucosidase. Gene Ontology annotation, molecular function: hydrolase activity, hydrolyzing O-glycosyl compounds. The transcript is spliced from 3 exons. Lineage: Eukaryota; Viridiplantae; Streptophyta; Magnoliopsida; Malpighiales; Salicaceae. Bases 417 to 1574 code for a protein of 385 amino acids. The record is from RefSeq and is a predicted model, not a curated record. Gene Ontology annotation, biological process: carbohydrate metabolic process. Gene Ontology annotation, cellular component: plasma membrane.